CCCGGCAGGAAUGAGGAAACGCCGGUAAAGCCCCCAGCCGGUUCCCAGACUCCCCCCGACUCCGACCGUCACAGCCCGGAGGACACAUGGCGGAGCCGGACCGGUGACCGGCCGACGCUGUCAUGGCGGGGAACAGCCGCGCCGAGGGCCCGGAGGAGCCCGGCAGAGACACCCGGGACCCGGCGGUCCCGCCGGGCCCCCCAGUCCCCGGGAGGAGGAGGAAGAAGCUGGUCCUGCACAUCGACCUCAACAACACCAUCCUGGUAUCGGACGCGGUGACGGGCCAGGGGACCGUGGCUGCCCUGGACUACUUCCUAACCACUGUCACCUGGGGCCGGAGGAGCAGACACGGCGCUUGGGAAUGGCUGAGUGAACUCCCCUCCCUGCAGCCUCCCUGCAGCGACGCUGUCAGCUACUACUCUGCGUUUGGCCGGACGCCUGGCUUCACGUCUGCCGCCGGCCGGCGUUUCCGCGGCGUCCUCGACCGACAUCUGGAUCUGCUCCGCUGGCCCGAGGGCGUCAAGGGCGACCAGGAGCUGUCGGUGAAAGGAGAGGACGGACGGUUGUACCACUGGAUCCUCCCCUCCUUCUUCCAGCUGCUCAGGGACCUGGCACUGGAAGGCGUGGAGUUCGCCGUCGUCUUCCGCACGUUCGGGACCGACCUCCCCCGCGUGCUGAGAGCCGUGUCCCGAGCGCUGAACGACGGGGCUCACCCGCUGUUCCCAGAGCUGCCUGACCUGAAGAUCAGCGUGGACUUGACUCCUGGGAAAAUCCGCUGCAGUAAGAAUAAGACCGUGUUGAGCAGAGCCGAGGACCGCCUGUCCACUCGGGACGGAGAGAGGGGGCUGUACCGGUACCUGAGCUCCGUUCAGGGCCUGGGGGGGUUCCAGGACCACUUCGACUGGUGGCUGGCUAAUGGACUCUCUCUCCGUGGAGGGAAACCUUUGUGGGUCGACCCGUUUGACCAGGACGUCCAGCACAUCUUCAUCGACGACAACAUCCGACAAAAUGACGAGGACACCAUCGUUCAUCCGAAGGUGUUUGUGGCUCCGGGUGGCUCGGACACUCGGACAGCUUCCACCGUCGAGCUGUACGACAUCAGCCUGGUUCAGACCGACCUCCUGCAGGCCAUCUCUGACCCAAACUACUUCACCCAGCGGGUCCACAUCUGCCUGGAAAACUAUGAGAGCAACGUCCAGCAGGGGGCGGUGUAGCGCGUGCUUUGUUCAGCCUGACAGGAGGUGCAGGGACCUGACAGUGUAGCAGUUACACCUGGAGCCACGUUACAGUGAUACACUUCCUUUCUGAGUGGAACACAUGAACAGUCAUGUGAAAAUGUUUUCAGACUCACAGAAACAAGAGGAAGUAGUUCAAUCGAGUCCGAUCACACCGUCUGCUCUCCUCAGGUGAAGAGUUCCAGAGUUCCAGAGGGUCAGAUCAGAUGAAGCACUCCAUCAGGGCCUGUUCAUCAGAGCGCAGGCUGCUGACUCAGCACUUCACUGGAUCAAUCAAGUGGCGUUUCAUGACACUUCCACACUUCUCUCUCUGAGAGCUUUUUAUUUUUCGUGUCCUGCGUUUACAUCCUCAUAGCCUAAAGACAACUUGAAUAUUUCCAGACGACUGAAGCUCCUAAAUUAACAGAUGUGGCUUGUUUCUGGAUUCGUACUGUAAACGAUCGUCUGCAGGAUCUCUCUGAACGACAACCCGAGCUGCGUCUCACCAGCUGACAGUCACAGAAACAGAUACCAGAUCCAUCACUUCCUGAUUAGCUUAAGAAACAACAGUCAUCCAUACCCAUAAUGCACUGCUCCGAUGAGACACUGAGACGUAUCUUUAGAUUUAUUAUAUAGUUUUCUCAGAGUGAGGCGCCCCGGAGUGAAUCAUUUGAUGGGCUGAAUUUGUGCAGAAGUUGUAGUAAUUUGUGUUUGGAGGGUUUUACUGUGUUUAUUCUGGAGCUUCUGGGAGGUUUUUAAUGGCUUCAUUUUUCUCAGGUGGAUUUUAAAGAGGCAGCUGAAUGGAAAUGGAGAGAGAGAGAGAGAGAGAGAGGCUGGCUGAUAAUACCAGCUGUUUUAUCUUAGCUACAGUACAUGGAUUUUCUUAAAAAAAAACAGUAAAUAUGCAAUUUAAGAAUAACAGAAACAAAAGAGAGAUUAGAGUUUUGUCUGCUGUGAUAACAGUUUGACUUUUUUAAAAAGCUUUAUUAAGAGUUUGAUGUUUCAAGUCGGAUUUAAUGUUAUUAUUGAGGGUUUUUUUUUAAGUAAACUGCAACAGACCACAUAUUUUAUUUUACCACAGUUACAAAAAAGAACUAUGUAGUUUAAAUAAAUCAAAUGUGAGAAUGUGAUCAUUUCCCUUUCACAUUAAAAUUCACAGCUGGUGAGCUGAUCCAGUGUUCAUUAGACCCAGAAUAUCAAAACCUGCUCUCCUGCAGCUCCACUAGUGCUGAAAAAGACAAAAGAACUUCUCAGCUUUACUUGGUGAGAUGUUAUCAAACCGCUACUGAAGAGAAAACACACUGAACAUGAUUUAAAUGUGUUUAUUUCAGGUACGAUUCCUGAUCGAUCCAGACAAGUUGUGUCUCUGACUGAACAAAGCAAUGCAAAUUUAUUGUCUCCACACGAUCAACAAUGAACAAAGCAGAAGAUUUGACUGAACUACAGCAGACUGUUUCUCUGCACAUUCAAAAACUUUGAAAGAUCUCAAUUCACUGUGAAAGAAGUGAAAGAAUGUAUUAAAAAUGACCACUGGAGGAACAAUCUCAAACAUGUCAGCCUCUUCUUCAGUAUUUGAUCACACUGGAAAUCUCCUGUUCGUCUGACAUGCAGCUCGACUGAGGAAAACUUUUCCUUGAUCAUUAGAAGAACUUAGUACAUGAAAGCUUUUUAACCAAAACUCAUCCAGGGAGAAAGUAAAAUCCUGUGAAUGCUUUCAAACGCACAUCAUGUCAAAACUUGAAGUGUCAUCAUGUUUUCUUUUAUUUAUUUUCCUGUGAAACGUCUCGUCUCCCUGUGCUGAAAUCAAAUAAAGGAUUCUUAAAGCU
Salarias fasciatus (jewelled blenny) is the source of this 3040-nucleotide messenger RNA. RefSeq lists its product as uncharacterized. The coding region runs from base 123 to 1214 and encodes 363 amino acids. The transcript is spliced from 6 exons. The record is from RefSeq and is a predicted model, not a curated record. Lineage: Eukaryota; Metazoa; Chordata; Actinopteri; Blenniiformes; Blenniidae.